UGACGCUAGUUGAAUCGUCGACGUCGACGGCGACGACUUCUGAUCUCUCGGUCCGUCUAUUCCUGGCAGUAUGCUACUCGCCUCCGUCAGGUUCCUUUCAGACUGACUAGCCACCACCGUUAUCCUGUCCGCGUCCCUUCGUUUUGAACACUUCCAGUGAUUGAAAAAUUGUGAAUCAAAAUGACUCGAAAUUCAACAAAUAUUUCCUAAUUCGACAAUUUUGUCGAAGGAACCGGUGAUCAAAAUUCUAAAUUAUGUUAAUUAAUUUUAAAAAUAAAUUACUCAACAUAGAACAAACAGGUUUUAAUUUAGAAAAAUAAAAGCUGUGUGCAAAUAAAACAGGAACAGGACUUCGGAUUAUGUCAGUGAGUGGAGAAACGUUUCAGACUGAAUUUUCUAAUUAUUUUCCUAACUCUCAAUUAAGAUUAUUCUAUUAUUAAAGUUGAUGGGUGAAUAGUGAUAGGUUGAGAAAUUUCUAGGUGACCGGAAACGGUAAGAUUGAAGUGCUUGUUUAAACAGUCGAGAAUUCCUGUUUCUAAAUCGUGCUUAGAAGAAAAUUGUUCAAUCAUUGGAGGUCCAAGUGUAAAAUGUGUUCCUCGAAGGAUGAAGUGAUGUAGAAGAAAAUCGAAUAUAUUCAGAUUUUCUGUGGAUAUGGAAUGUACGAAACCGUAGUGCGAUGUGGUGUCUGGAUAGAAUUUGAGUGAUAGAAAAAUAGAUAGUGCUUGUGAAUCGAAAAUGGUGAGCACUAAUCCACAAUUGAAGGUGUCCACCCUUAAUCGGGUUAGGAACACCUUCCGUGGAGUACCUAAAGCGGAACUCAAACGCAGGACCGAUACGCUCCUCCAGGCUAUGACGAUUGAGGAGCUCUAUGCUGCUCUAGUUUAUAUGACCCAGCACCAAAUCGGUUACGACGUUUCGAAUGAAUGCGGACAGGAAUCUCUCUUGAAUCAUCUCCAAAAUGCCUUCAAAGUCGACAACGAAACCCACGAAAGGGUUCUGGACGAAACGAAGAACAUGGAGCCACCGGAAAUGCACUUAAACGUCGAAGUGAUCGAAGCGAAGGAACUCGUGUCGAAAGACUCUAACGGGAAAAGCGAUCCUUUCUGUGCGCUUUACCUCGAGUCAGCCCCUACAAGAAGAUACAACACAGCAGUAAAAACAGCCACGCUGAGUCCCGUAUGGGAAGAGCACUUCGAAUUACCCUUAGAAGAUUCAGAGAACGACGUACUUUUUUUGGAAGUAUGGGAUUUCGAUGCUGCUGAGACAGUUCCUGAGAAAAUGAAUAAAGUAAAGGACGUGAAGGGCGUCCGGGGGCUGGUGAAAUUGGCGAAAGAAAUUGCAGUCACGGCAACCACCGGCAGCCACGACAACGAAUUUAUCGGUCGUUGCCGGAUACCUUUAAAGGAUAUUCCCACCACAGGUCACACGAUGUGGUACUCGCUCGAGAAGAAGAACAAAUCGAAACGACGCGGUGUAGUGAAACUGAGGCUGGCGUUCAGUGCUGAACACAAUGCCCAGGUAGCUGCUCAAGAACAUAGACACUUGAUCCGAGUGUUAUUAUUGUACGAAAUAGAAACGGAGAAGAUAGAGAAGUAUUGUUGGUGCGGUCGGUGGUCGGCACCCGCGGAAGUGCUUCUCCUACAGCACAGCGCCCAGCGGGGUUUGCUAGCGAGAGACGUGACCCUGGCUCAAUGGAUAGAAUAUGCGAGGAUUCAUCAAGAGCAUCCGUUAAAUUUCAUCGUGUUCAACAAAUUAGCGACGGACUUGUUGAGGCCUAUGGAAAAUAGCCUCUUCUCAAUGGACGAAACCAGACUCUUCUAUGACGCCACAAAGAAACUGUUGUAUUCGUGUCUAAACAGCAUUCGCAAAAUUAGGAGGCUCACAACUGGUGACAAAAACACUAUGACACAGCUUUCCGCGAUUUUGGGGAUACUGUCGUCCGUUUCGUGCCUUAACAUUCCCGAGGACGUGAACCUAUUCCCAGAAAAGAUGUACCCUUGGUUUCCAGACCCUGACGAGAAGCUAAGCAUUAUGCAAGCCUUAGAAUACACGGUUGAACAGGGUGGUGCCGAAUGGUUCGAUCAUAUAUUGAAUAAUAACUUCCCGGAAAGCGAAUCCGAUGAGGAUGCACUGAAGUUGCACAUCAAAGUGAUACAAUUAAUUAGAGCGGACUUGCAGAGUGCCAUCGAUAAUUACGAUAAAUUAUUUAUAAAACGAAUCAAUUUCCCGUAUGCGAGGUGUCUGUACAUAAUGUAUGAGAAGAGGAUCAGCGACCUGUGCAUGAUCAUUACCGAAGACGUCUGUGGGAGAUUGAAGCGGAUCGAAGCCGAACACGCAGACGUUGAAUUGAAUUUGGGAACGACAUUGUUCGAAAUGUAUUUGGCAUUGCAGAGAUAUGCCACAUUGGGUCAAGUACUCUGCGCAGAGGGUCAGCUCGAGGAUAUGAAAGUGCAAAAUUACCACGAAUGGUUCAAAGCUGGCGUGGCACAUUGGCUUGACAUAGCGGUGUACAAAGCGUUAAAACGAAUCGACAGAGCCGUGGAAUUCGACACACUGCAAGCAGUCGACAAUACCGUCCAGUACAGCUCGAGCGCUGUGGACACGUUAACGAUAUUCUACCAAAUCAAAGUCUUCUGGACGCAGCUCGCCUGGCCCGACGUCGAGGGCUCUUACACUUUCGUUGCCAAAAUUAUAGACGACAUAUGCAAGUGUUCAAUUGCGUACGCGGACAAAAUGGCCAAGAAGGCAGAAUUGACGACAGAACUGGAGCAACUGUCCGAAAGCAGCGUGUACGAGAAGAGGUUUUACGUUUCCACAGCUUGGUGUUUCGCGAUCAACAAUAUCGACUACAUCAGAACAUCGAUCGAGCCUCUGGCCAACGAUUUAGGGUUCCAGGAAAUUGUAGACGCUCUAGCAGAGAAGAAGACUCAAGAAGACGCUGACAGGUGCCAACAAACGCUGCAGUUGAUUAUCAUCAACGCUACGGAUACUGUUAAGAACAAAAUAAUAGAACUCUUGCAAGUGGUGGCGAAUAAAAUGGCUCCUGCAAUGAACAGAUUUCUUAUGGAGGGUGCAGAAUUGAUAGACACGACCAGCAAUUCCAUGGAUCGUCUUUUGCAAUAUUUAGAUAGCAAUUUGUCGACCCUGCACGACAAUCUCAACGAAGAUAAUUUCGAGAGAAUCUUGCUCGUAAUUUGGGACAUUAUAUCAGACACGUUGUACCAAUUAGUGCAUUCUAAUCUAGAGAAAAGGAGACCACCGUCUUUUUACUCGAAUCUUCAUCGCACGUUGCACACCCUUAUUCGUUAUUUUAAUAUUGGAGCCGACGAGGUCGCGAACGUGAAAGUUUUGGAAAAGAUCGAGUAUCUCUUGGAGCUCCACGGUUUAGAAACUGCCGAUUUGAUUCAUCGUUAUCACCACGAGCGGAUAAAGGAGCAGAACGAACUAGAAGAAUCGGAAUACGGACAGAUCACCGUCAGAGCGCAGUUCGUCGAUACUUCUUUGAACAUUCAAAUAUUGAACGCGAGGAAACUGCGGCCGGUCGACAGCAAUGGCAAGGUCUCUACUUUCAAGCGCAAGCUUCAUACAAAAUCUAAACAAAGACUGAAAGAAUGGAAGACAAGCACAUGUGACUCUUACGUAAAGGUGAAGCUGCUUCCGGAAGAAAAGUUCGCCGACAUGAAAUUACCUAAAACGCACGUGCAGAAGGAAAACUUGUAUCCCCUGUUCGAUGAAAUUUUCACCAUUCCUCUAACGAGCGAGCAGAGAGCGACCGAAAAUGCGAUUGUAGUCUUCGAGCUGAAAGAUAAGGAUUUCCUUAGAUCCAGAUUCAUGGCAGAAGCUUUCCUGCCGUUCAGUGAUAUUCCUGAAACGGGACCAGAUCGUGCGAUUGAAUCUCUCGAUCAGAUUCAUCUGAAACUUUCACGUCCAACAAAGAACAGUACAGACAUAAUUCAAGCGAUACAACAAAGGAAAGGGGACAAUCAGGCUAUGGAAUUUUUAUCGAAGCUUAAUUCUAAGGCCGAGAAGAAAUAAAUUCUUAUUAUCACUGGUACCACUGGAUAGUGGAUUGGAAUGAUCAGCUCGUUACAUACUCGAAUGUCACUAAUACAUAUUGCGGUUCACUUUAUAUAGACACCAUUUUAUCACUUAUACGUUAUCAUUCUCAAAGCGAAAAGUUCAGCCGCGAAUUCCAUUACUUCCUUUCUUUGGUGAAGAAUCGUGUAAAAUAAAAAUGCCAGCAUCAUUUAUAUUCGAAAUAUUCUCAAGGGAAGUAUUUAGUUAUUUGUAUAAGACUAAGUGACACUCUUAAUUAUAUUAAAAAUCCACUAUCCAGUGUUCUAUAGAAAUCGGUGAUUAUCCUCCAUUGCCGAUUUAGAAAGACGAUUUAAAUGGCAAUGGAACAUCCUUCCGAAUACAGGAUGGUACUAUUAGAAAGACGACAUUAAUUAACUCAUCUACUCUAGAAUUUCAUAUACAAUUACACAGGCUUUGAUCAUCAAGACGCAGUUUUACAGGACAUUAUUACUUUUUAAAUAAUUUAUUAGCAACAAACGAUUAAUCUGAUUUACCUUCAUCUGCCCACAUUGAACCAUCGUAUUUAUGAAGGGGAAAUUAAACUGUGCAAAGAAUGUUGUUGAAUCCAAAAACAUUUUUUAAACGGCUAGAAACCGUCUUGAGGCUGUGCAUCGCUUCGUACAACGAACAUUAAAUAUCGUUUUUCUUUGCAUAAUAUCGAAUGUCGCAUUUUAAUAGUAGGAACACUAUAAGGCUGAAUAAGUGCUACUUAGGAGUAACAUAUGUAUGUAUAGGUAUUUAUCGUUAAGUCUACGGUGCAUGUUCUUGAAAUGAAAAUCGUGUAAUAGCAAGGUCCAACGAGGAAAGAGUUUGUAUAAUAUUUGUAUAAAAAACACUAAUAUAUAUAAAUAGAACGUGUGUACGUUUCAUACGUGAAAUCAUGAA
This is a messenger RNA of Ceratina calcarata, 4962 nucleotides long. It is a transcript of the gene stac, whose product is annotated as C2 and C2B_Munc13-like domain-containing protein staccato. The transcript is spliced from 18 exons. Lineage: Eukaryota; Metazoa; Arthropoda; Insecta; Hymenoptera; Apidae. The coding region runs from base 736 to 4035 and encodes 1099 amino acids. The record is from RefSeq and is a predicted model, not a curated record. Gene Ontology annotation, cellular component: secretory vesicle.